AUGUCAUUGGAAAAAUUAGCAAAUGAAUUAUUAUUCGAUAUAUUUGAAUAUUUAUCUAUUGUUGAUUUAUUUCAUGGAUUUCAUGGAUUAAAUUGUCGUAUUGAUAAUAUAAUAAUAGAAUAUAUUCGAAACAGUAAACAUAUUGAUUUUCGUUUAAUAUUAAAAGAAGAUUUAAAUAUAUUUCGUCGACGAUAUCUUUCAUUAUUUAUAAAUGAUAUUAAAUCAAUUUAUCUUUCAGACAAUGAUACAAAUCCACAUGAAAUUGAUAUAUUUAUAUCACGUUUAUAUCCACUUUAUCGAUUUGUAAAUCUUCAAUCAAUAUCAUUUUUUAAUAUUUAUUCAAUAGAAAAAAUAAAUCGACUUCUUAAUGAUUUAAAACAAAUAUCAUGUUUAACACAUGUUUAUUUUAAACAAUCUUAUAUAGAAUAUGAUCCUAAAUCAAUUCUUAUUAUGAUGAAUAAUAUAUGGAGUUUAUCUUGUCUUACACAUUGUUAUUUAGAUAUUUAUUUUGAAGAUAUUUGUCAUUUAAUUCCUCCAAAUAUAAUAUCAUGUACAAUUAAACAUUUAUCAUUAUUAGGUGUUCAAUGUGAUUUAGAUAAUUUAUCAUAUUUAUAUGAAAAUACUCCAUAUGUUGAAUAUUUAUCUAUAAAUAUUUGUGAUCCAUAUGAUGAUCAUUAUCAUUUAUCAUUAAUACCUUCAUUAAAUAAAUUAAAAUUAAAAUGUGAAAGUUCAUCAAGAAUAAUUCAAUCUAUUUUACGAAAAAUACCAAAUUUAAUUGAUUUAACAGUUGAAACAAAAAUAAUUCAUAUGGAUGGACAUAUAUGGAAAGAAAUUCUUUUGAAAAAUUUACCAAAAUUAAAAAUAUUUAAUCUUAAAAUGGAAUUUGAACUUAUUGAUUAUGAUGAUAUUGAACAAGAAGUUGAUAAAAUAAUUGAUUCAUAUAAAAAUCAAUUUUGGAUUAAUCAACAUAAAUGGUUUAUUCAAUGUUUUUGUUAUACAGAAAAUAAAAGUAGUUUUAUUUAUCUUCAUACAUUACCUUUUAUUUUUCAAAAUUUUUCUAUUAAUAUUAAUGAAAUUUUUUUAUUUAAAACAACUUAUAUUCAAGAUAAACAUUAUUUUAAAUAUAAUUAUGUUCAAGAUUUAAAAUAUUCUUCUACAACAUCAGAACAUAUUUGUUUACCUGAUAUUAUAUUUCCAAAUGUUAAAUAUUUAACAUUAACACUUCCUCAUGAUGAUCAUUUACAAUUUUUACUUCCGAAAUUUAAAAAUUUAAUAUAUCUUCAAAUAAAAAUAAUUAAUUAUUCUCAUUAUGAUAAUAAUUUUAUUCAAUUACAAGUUUUACUUGAUCAAUCACCAAAUCUUUAUUAUCUUAAAUUUUAUUCAUGGCCAUCAGAAAUAUCAAAAAAUGAAAACAAAAAUAAAAAAGUAAUUCAAUUAUAUUUAUUCUUACUCGAAAUUUAA
Messenger RNA from Rotaria sp. Silwood2, 1461 nucleotides. Lineage: Eukaryota; Metazoa; Rotifera; Eurotatoria; Philodinida; Philodinidae. The record is from the annotation of a GenBank genome assembly.